ACAUUUCGUUCAAAUUUUACUAAAAUUUGCUGAAAGUGUAGGAAUUUUAAAGUGGAUAAUGGAUUUGAAGUCUUUUAAAAUUUGAUUUUGGAUAAUAUGUGUGAGAUUACAAGAUGAUUGUUCUUCUAAAGAAGCUUAUUUAAUAAAAGAACACAAAGUAAUUUAAAAAAUAUUUAAACACAUUUUUAAUCAAAAUGGAAAGUGGGAAUACUGGGAAUGCAUCAGUUUCAAAUGAAUCUAAAGACGCCUUUAGUUAUAUAAAUGAACGUCCGGUAGAUGAUAUAUCUUUAGAAUUUUUUUAUAAACCGCAUACCAUAACCUUAUUAGCAGUGUCAAUUGCUGCAGUCAUAUACACUGCGUUUGUCAGGGACGAAACAAGGAUUCAAGAUAACAUUUGGUCUGGAAUAUGCUGUGUCAUUUUCUUCUUCUUAAUAGUGUCUGUACUUACAUUUCCCAAUGGGCCAUUUACUAGACCACAUCCUGCAGUAUGGAGAAUUGUAUUUGGCAUGUCAGUACUGUACUUACUUGCCUUGCUGUUUCUUUUAUUUCAAAGCUAUUCUACUGUUUAUGAAAUUAUGUAUUGGAUUGAUCCAAACUUACGAAACUUUCAUAUUGACAUGGACAAGGAGUAUGCUGUUAACUGUUCCGACUUAAGUUUAUCCCGUAUUUGGUCUCAUGUUGACGUUUUUGCUUGGGGCCAUUUUUUGGGAUGGACAUUUAAAGCUAUACUUUUUAGACAUACUGGUUUAUUAUGGGCUAUAUCUAUUAUGUGGGAAAUAACAGAAAUAGCAUUUGCACAUCUACUUCCAAAUUUCUUAGAAUGUUGGUGGGAUUCGGUUAUAUUGGAUGUUUUGAUCUGUAAUGGUUUUGGUAUAUGGUGCGGCUUAAAAAUUUGUAAGGCAUUAGAAAUGAGAGAAUAUAAGUGGGUCAGUAUAAGGGAUAUAUCAUCUACAACAGGCAAGAUAAAAAGAGCCAUCCUUCAAUUUACACCAGUUUAUUGGACUCCUGUAAGAUGGUUGGAUCCGACGUGCACAUAUAUGAGAUUCUUUGCACUCAGCCAGUUGGUUGUAUUUUGGCAGAUUUCGGAAUUAAAUACUUUCUUUUUAAAACACAUAUUCGAAAUGCCACCGUCACAUCCAUUGGUUAUAGCAAGACUAUGUUUGAUUGGAGUAAUUGUGGCCCCAUCAGUAAGGCUAUAUUAUACUUAUGUUACGGAUCCGAGAUGCAAGCGAGUUGGAACACAGUGUUGGGUCUAUGGAGCUAUAAUGGUCACUGAAUCAAUGUUGUGUAUAAAGAAUGGCAAAGAACUGUUUGGUCAAGCACAAAUGUGGAAUGUGUUUAUAUGGCUCAUCAUACAAAUUCUAGUCUCAAUAGGUUGCGUGUAUGGAGUUGUGCUAUAUCAUCAAUAUUUUGAGCCAAAUAGAGAAGCUGCGCUAGAUAGUCCUAAGAAAGAACAGUAGAAGCGCAACGAGCCAUACAGAUAAUCAUCUGACGACAAGAAUAAUACAAAAUGACAUAUUUCUAAAGCUAUUUAUUUUUAUUAAAUUAUUAAGCAACACCAAAUACUAUUUGAUAGCUUGAAACUAGUUACCUCGUACGUUUUAUGUGGACUUCGUUAGGUUAAAUAAGAUAAAACGAUGUAUUGCUCAUUCAUGCUGUGUUGUACUUUUAUUUUUUGAUUAUAUAGUAAAGUAGUUAAUCGAAUCUUCCACAUGAUAUUAAAAUAAUGAACGAGUGUUGUGUAGAUAUUUUUAUCGGAAAUAGAAUAUUUUCCCUGACUUCGGUUGUGUGUAUUGCACUAAAAUAUUACUGUUAAGUAAUAGAAUAAAAAAAUGUUUACUCAAAAACGUUCAAUAUUUAAAAUUUGAUAAUAAAAUUAUCAAUAUGGCGUUUAUCAUAUUAUAUAUGUAAUUAAAAAAAAAACAAGAUAGAUCGCAACUAGAGACGAUCCUAUAACAAUCAAGAAGAAUAUAUUCGAUGGCAUGUAAUAGAUUUUUCUUUUUUAUUUAUAAGUAAUUUAUAAAUAUAUAUAUACCCGCUAAAAAUCCAGCGGUACCCUCUCCGUCUGUUCGGGGGGCGGGUGUCGCUCCGCGGCUCCGGCGGAAUUGGGCUCCUUGUCACUCCCGUAGAAGGAUCCCAUUUCCAACCAGCACCUCUGAGCGUAAUUAACACCAUGCUUGACAGCGAGAGAUCGCCGCCAGGGAAUGCCACUGGAGCACACUAUCUGGGUGUGGUGCGCCGUGACAGGAGGGUGAUACCUCGCGCAUUGCUAUACCGUACAGGUACUUACCGAAACAGCCAUGUCUACUAAACACCUGCGUCAGCCGAUACGUAAGCCGCUUUUCCUUGCUACCCAGCGACUUAAAUAGUAACCACCAUAAAAGCGUUAGUCAAUUGAUAGCGCUUAGCAAAAUAUUUUUUGUUGAUUUUAUCUUAAAUCCCUUACCAAUUAUUAUUAAUGCUCUCCAACUCCAAACACCGUACAAGAUAAGUUUAUAAUAAAAAAUGGCGAUGGUCCAGUGGACAGAAAGGGUGGAUUUUAUUAAAGAUAAGCAGUGAGUUUUUACAUUUUUAAAUUCUAACUCAUGACCGUCGCCUUAGAACAGCGCGAAAAUAUAAAGUCUAGUAUAAAUAUUUUACAAAGGAUCAGUCAGCAGUAGGACGUUACUGUAGCAAAACACAUUUAAAGUCAUCCGCAUUUUGCCUGAGAAACCGUAGUUUACUGUACAAGAUGAACAUAUGUACAUUCCUUAAGUAAGACUGAAUAGAAAGUAUACAACUCUUUUCAGUCUUCUCCCUUUUUGUAUCUCCUUUCCGAGAAGUUAAAAAUGAUCACAAUACAAAUGCAACAGUGUAUGUAUGCCUAUUUUCUUAUAUGUACUUCAAUAUUGUAAUUGGAAUGUUGUUUUUUUUCGAAUCAUUAAAUUGUUUUUUUUUUUAUUUACAUAAACGCAAAAACAAAAGUGAGCGUUUGACAUUUUUAAAACGAUAAUGUUAUAUAGUGUUUUCUAUAAAGCCGACAUCGACAGGGAAAAUUUCAUUUUUGAUGUGAUUAGAAUGUUUGCUGUAAAUGUAUGAUUAGACUAGAUAAAGUUCUUCAAUUAU
Molecule: messenger RNA, 3105 nt
Organism: Nymphalis io (European peacock)
Lineage: Eukaryota; Metazoa; Arthropoda; Insecta; Lepidoptera; Nymphalidae
Gene: l(3)77CDf
Product: phosphatidylserine synthase
Exons: 7
Coding region: 195-1460 (421 amino acids)
Biological process (GO): phosphatidylserine biosynthetic process
Molecular function (GO): L-serine-phosphatidylethanolamine phosphatidyltransferase activity
Source: RefSeq, a predicted model, not a curated record